CGCGAGUUGGCAGCACCGUUGCAUGAUUUCAGUGAAUUGCAUUCAGCUAACAAUCAGAAAACACAGCUGCGCAACUAGCAAAACAAGUUACAACUAUCAUUUGUAUCCAUUCCAUAAUGGAUUUUUCCACGAGCCUAACCGACAAGUUGGCCUCCAAGACUGGCAGCAGUAACUCGCUGGACAGCAGCUCCAAGUCCAGUUCGCUGGGCUCCAAGCACGGAGGCGGGGAGAACGGCGUUCUGCGAGACACGCCCUUCAGUUACCUGGACGGCGAGGAGGACCAGGACCAGAAGAACGACGUGACCUACGUGUGUCCCUACCGUGGCCCCGUGUUCGGCGCCCUUACCAUUACCAACUUCCGCCUCUACUUCCGGUCGCUUCCUCUGCGGGAUCAGGAGCCGCCAGUGGUCGUCGACGUGCCGCUGGGCGUAAUAGCGCGCGUGGAGAAGAUCGGGGGGGCCACUUCGCGGGGCGAAAACUCGUACGGCAUCGAGAUCUUCUGCAAGGACAUGCGCAACCUGCGUUUCGCCCACAAGCAGCAGAAUCACUCCCGCAGGACGGUGUUCGAGAAACUGCAGACCAAUGCCUUUCCGCUCUCGUACAGUGGUCGUCUCUUUGCCUUUGCCCAUGCGGCUGCCAACUCAGUGAAUGGAAGCGGAGGCUGGAAUGGCUGGGCGGUGUUUGAACCGCUGGCGGAGCUUCGGCGCCUGGGCGUUCCUAAUGACAUGUGGCGGGCCACCAAGCUAAACGAAUGUUACGCCAUUUGCGAUAGCUAUCCUGCCGUGUGGGCUGUGCCCAAGGCGGCAUCCGAUGACUUCUUGAGGCGCGUAGCUCAGUUUCGCUCGCGUUGUCGCCUUCCAGUGCUUUCCUGGAUGAAUCCCCGAACCCAGGCGACCAUCACGCGGUGCUCUCAGCCCCUGGUGGGGGUGGGAGGCAAGCGAAAUUCAGACGAUGAGGCCUACCUCAGCUUUAUUAUGGAGGCAAACGCUCAGUCGGACAAGCUGACCAUUAUGGACGCACGGCCCAGCGCCAAUGCAAUUGCCAACAAAGCUAAGGGCGGCGGCUACGAGUCGGAGGACGCAUACAAAAAUGUGGAAAUCAACUUCCUUGACAUUCAUAACAUCCAUGUGAUGAGGGAGAGUUUACGAAAGGUAAAGGAGGCUUGCUUUCCCACCACCGACGACUCGAAGUGGCAGACAGCUAUCGACAAUACUCUAUGGCUAAAGCACAUCCGGUGCAUUCUGGCCGGAGCAGUCAGAAUAGUGGACAAGGUGGAGACCAUGAGUACCUCCGUUGUAGUACACUGCUCAGACGGCUGGGAUCGCACGGCUCAGCUAACGGCCCUCUCCAUGCUGCUGCUCGAUCCUUACUAUCGAACUGUGCGUGGCUUUGAAGUACUCAUCGAAAAGGAAUGGCUCUCUUUUGGCCACAAGUUUCAGCAACGCGUAGGUCACGGCGACAACAAGCACUCUGAUGCGGACAGAUCACCAGUGUUCCUGCAAUUCAUCGACAGUGUGUGGCAGGUCAGCCAGCAGUUUCACAAUGCUUUUGAGUUCAACGAGCACUUCCUGAUAACAAUUGUGGAUCACUUGUAUUCGUGUCGGUUUGGCACCUUCCUUUGUAACACGGAAGCCGAGCGAGUAGCCGAAGAUCUGAAACAUAAGACAACUUCCUUGUGGACGCAUAUCAACUCUUCGCUGGAUCAGUACUUGAAUCCCCUAUUCCCCUCCUUCACGCACGGUGCCGAGCUGGUGCUGCGUCCUAUCGCCAGCGUGCGGUCCGUCCGCCUGUGGAAGGGGCUAUAUUGUCGCUGGAACCCGGGUCUAUGCGCCCCCCAGCACGGCUGCCAGCGGACCCGAGAGCUGCUCUCCAAGCAGGACCAACUGUUUAGACACGUCAACGAGCUGCGGCUCAAGUCCAACAACCGCAGCAACAACAUGCAGACAACUACGAGACUGGCCUCGCCUAUGCACUAAUAGUAUUCCUUUUUUAAUUCCCUCGACAUGAACGCAUAAUCAUAUUUUAUGUGAACUGUGGUACAACUCAAAAUGAAAAAAUGCUUUUUAGAAAGGUAGUAUAUACUAUUUCUGAAUUCUCUUUUCUAAUAGUUGCUUUUUAAAUUAUUCAAGAAGUUGAGCAGUUGCAAAUUAAAUGAAAUCGUAAUUGAAAUAAUAAAAUUAUUUAUAUUCGAAAAUCUUUGAUCAAUGAUCAAUACUGUAAACAUCACCAGCAAACUUUUUUUUUAUUUUAAUUUGGAUUGCUCAUUUUUAUUUUAAUUUCAAAAAGGCAUUAAAUCAUUCGGAACGGCAUAGAUGGGUCAAAGGGCUUGCAGUUCUGAUAAAUGAUUAAAUAAAGAAUAUUUUGACAAAAUUA
Messenger RNA from Drosophila rhopaloa, 2373 nucleotides. RefSeq names its product myotubularin-related protein 2 (gene mtm). The coding region runs from base 117 to 1976 and encodes 619 amino acids. Gene Ontology annotation, molecular function: phosphatidylinositol-3,5-bisphosphate 3-phosphatase activity. The record is from RefSeq and is a predicted model, not a curated record. Gene Ontology annotation, biological process: dephosphorylation. NCBI's taxonomy places the organism in Eukaryota, Metazoa, Arthropoda, Insecta, Diptera, Drosophilidae. The transcript is spliced from 2 exons.